Messenger RNA from Suillus clintonianus, 982 nucleotides. RefSeq names its product UBC-like protein. The coding region runs from base 109 to 828 and encodes 239 amino acids. Lineage: Eukaryota; Fungi; Basidiomycota; Agaricomycetes; Boletales; Suillaceae. The record is from RefSeq and is a predicted model, not a curated record. The transcript is spliced from 5 exons.
AUGCUUCAUUGAUAUCCAACAUUACACUGGUGCUUACCCUCACUGGCUGAGCUUGCUUUUUACGACUUUAUGAAAGCAGAUUCCCUUUCUUGAGCCGUCAACAUAAACAUGCUGAGUGCCGUAGGCAGUCUCGUUCCUUCCCCCACAGUUGACCUGGGUCUUGCCAAAGGCAGAAGCGUGUCAACAAAGAUCGCCCAAGCUGCAGACUCGACCCAUUCCGAAGGAUCUAUAAGUCCAGCAACCCGCGCCGCUCUCAACUUCCAGUAUGCAUCGCUAAGAAACAUCAACCACUGUCCAACUGGCAUGUACAUCACUCCUUCGGUGGAGAGCACCCUGAUGUGGGACGCCGUUCUCUUUGUGCACAAAGGAUACUACCAGGAUUCUGUGCUAAAGUUCACCAUAACGUUUCCCAACGACUAUCCUGAACGACCCCCAACGGUGCGAUUCUUGACGGACAUUUUCCAUCCCCUCGUCGAUCACCGGACUGGGGCUUGCAGUCUUGCACCGCGAUUUCGACCAUGGAGACCCAAAGAGCAUCAGAUACAUCAUAUUCUGCAUUUUAUCAAGAGUUCGUUCAAGGAGCCCACUCUAGACAAGCUCCACGAGGAAGAUGUUUUAAACAAGGAAGCUUUCAAGCUCUAUCGUGACAAUCGAACAUCUUUUGCGACGUUAGCAAAGCAAUCCGCAGAGCUGUCUCAAUCUCCCAGUGCUCUCUAUGACACUUCAGGUUCAAGAAAGAACCACUCAUUACGGUUUACCCCAUUGAAACCAGACGAAGUCGACGAAGUACUAGGGGCCCUCUCCAUUCAUUCAGAGGUUUCAAAGUGAGUGCCCAUGGUCAUGAGCUACCAUAUGAGUAGUAGGGUAUAUAUUACAUCCAUUCACCUAAUGUACGGAAACGUACUACGAAGGUCUAAUAAUAGUCGCAUUAAAUUGUUCGCAAUAGAGUUGUAGUUCGGAUGCCACCUCGAAGUCUGGAACA